AUGACUGAGUCCACCAUGGGCUAUAUGCUGGUGCAAGAAUCAGAAGAGAAAGUGGAAAAGGCAAUAUACUAUCUAAAUAAGAAAAUGUUGGAAUAUGAAACCUGGAGAGCUAUAGUCGAGUUUUUGGUAAACCACCUGAUCAAUGGAGAAGAAGACAGGGAGUAUGAGUUCCCAGAUGAAGCGAUCCUACAGUUAGAAAAGGACACUUGUAAAUUGUAUUUUGAUGGAACUGCCAAUCAGUAUGGAUACGGGAUAAGAGUGUUUCUUAUAGCACCUGACGACUCCCACAUACCUCUGGCCUUUAAGCUUCGGUUUAAGGUAUCCAAUAAUCAGGCAAAAUAUAAAGUAUACAUAGCUGGACUGGAAGCUGCCCUAGAACUAGGGGCAAUAAGAUUGGAUGUAAUUAGAGAUUCAAACCUAGUUGUGUCUCAAGCUAAUGGGGAUUGGAAAGUGAAGGAAAAGAAAAUGAAAGUUUAUCAUCAGACCUUGGAUGUGAUAAUCUUAAGGUUUGAACGCUUGACAUUGACACAUUUAGUGAGGGAGAACAAUAGGUUUGCUGAUGCUUUGGCAACCUUAGCUUCAAUGGUAGACAUACCAAUUGGGGUGAGGAUGCGUCCGAUUAUGAUAGAGAAGAGAUACACACGGCAUACGAGAUGA
Camellia sinensis is the source of this 657-nucleotide messenger RNA. The record is from RefSeq and is a predicted model, not a curated record. Lineage: Eukaryota; Viridiplantae; Streptophyta; Magnoliopsida; Ericales; Theaceae.